CAAAGCGACACAAUAUGUCAAUAUGAAGUGAUAUAACGCCGAUUUUAUUAAUUUUCAGUGAAAUUUUACAGUUUGUGGAAGUAAAAAUUACAUUAAAAAGGUGUUAAAUGUAUCCAAAAGUAUUAAGUGUCUCGUGAAGUGUUUAAAGAAGAGUUUAUCAAUAUUUACGUAUUAUUAAAACAAGAAAAAUGACUUCUGUUGAUUGGGAUGAAGUAAAAAGACUCGCUGCUGACUUUCAAAAAGCUCAGCUUAGUUUUUCUUUACAAAAACUCUCUGAACGCAAUUGCAUCGAGAUAAUUACAAAGCUUACAGAAGCAAAGCUUCUGAACGUAAUUUUCACAAAUGACGGAAAAGAAUACGUAACACCUCAGCACCUCGGAAAUGAAAUAAAAGAUGAAUUAUACGUGCAUGGAGGGCGAAUUAAUUUAGUCGAAUUAGCAACAAUUUUGAACGUGGAUUUGUCACAAAUUUCAAAAUCAGUCAACGAUAUCGAGAAGCACGAUAAAACAUUGAAACUCGUCCUCGGGCAGCUGAUCGAUCGCAAUUAUUUGAUAAGAAUCGCAGGGGAAAUUAAUGAUAAACUGAGUCAACAUGGUCACAUCAAUAUAUCCGAUUUGACUCUCCAAUAUGAUUUACCGGCCGAAUUUUUGCAAUCUUUGAUCGAAAAAGAGCUGGGAAAAAUUGUAUUUGGCAAACAAGAUCCACAAGAUCCAAGAAUUUUUUACACUGAAGGAUUUGUGGCGAGAAACAAGGCGAAAGUUCGAGGAGCCUUAUCAGCUAUCACAAAACCGACACCUCUUUCAGCGAUUUUGGGCCAAUGUGGAGUUCCAGAUAGAAUUUUCUUUUCAAUUCUUGAGUGUCUGCAAGAAAUGAUGCAAGUGCCAGGAAUUGUUACUGGAAAACAGGGUGGCAAUAGCAUUUACGUACCAUCCAUUUAUUCCAAGAGUCAAAGUGAAUGGGUUGAUAAUUUCUACAAGCAAAAUGGAUAUCUAGAAUACGACGCACUUUCUCGACUGGGUAUAUCAGACCCACGAGGGUUCGUAAAACGCCACUUUCCGAAUGAAAAUCUAACACUACUCGACACAGUAGCUGUCGGCUCGGCAAUAUUAGACCAAGUCGAUGCAAAUAUCGACGAGGCUUUAGUAACCGAGUCCUUCACAGAUAUUUAUCCUCUUCUGCCCUCCGUCUUCAGUCCCAAAGACGUCGAAACAAUCAUAAAAGAAACUCUAAACCGAACAAAAAAAUCGAUUCACAUCUACGCCUCAACUGUCGUAGUUCCCGAGACUUUUUUGCAAACUUUGUACAAAAAACUGGAAUCACUGGCCGAAAAACGAGCGAUUGAACUCGUCGAGAGUGGAAAAUGGCUUCAGUCAAUUGCCGAAAAUAAACUGAGAAAGCCAAUUGAAAUUAGCGAUAAUAAAAGCGACCGAAAAACGGAAAGAAGAAAGAAGGCGAUUGGCGGAAAAACGGGCGGUGGGACUCAGGGGCGUGAGACGAAAACGAAAUCCACCAAGAAAAAAUAUCAGCAGGGAAAAAGUCAGGAUUUGGAUUCUGAUGAGGAAACUACAAAAGUUAGCAAAACCGCUCUUAUUUUAAUGACUCGCGAGGAAAUCCGGAAAGAACUUGAAAAAGAUCCAAAUCUUGAUAUUGACGAUCUCGUCGACGAAUUGGCGGCUUAUUUGCAAAUUUUAUUGAACAAACACGUGACUCAUGUGGCGGAACAAUUGAUGCAAAAAAGCAGCAACACAAAUUUGAACGAAAUUGAGGAUCGACUCAAUAUGAUAGCGGUGAAUCUUCGAGUUUUUGAUAAAGGGAUUAAAAAUUUGGAAAAAAGUUCACAGACGCCGAUGGUGAAAUAUUUGUUGAAAACUUUGGGUCUCGAUUUUGUCACUGAUAUUUUCAAAUUGGCGACUCAGCAGAAUGUUACCCAGUGUCCCAACAAUUUGACGACGGAAGCGAGACAGAAAUUGCUUCAGGAAUUUCCGAAAGGUACUAAAGAAAGCCUCACAGAAUUGCACAGAACAGUUGCUGGAGAAUCGAUAGACGAUUUUUUAAAUGCGAUUGAACCGGCAAUGACUGCUUGUUGUUUGGUUCUAAAAAAAUACGACAAGAAAAAAGAUAGACCUGUAAUUGUCGGUCACAGAGAAGCUUUAUUGGAACAAAUAAAUUCCAGUCAGGAUCCAGCUUUGGUUCUUCAUUUGGCGACGAGUUUAUUGUUUAUUGCUGCAACUCAAUGUGCAAUUCACAUGUCUGGGAGACACGUUUCUUCAAUUCUUAAUUUUUUACAAAAUCAAUUGGUGCCUGAGACAGUAUCUAUUCUCAACAAAUAUCACGAUUUGGUGCUAAAAUUAUUAAUUUCGACCGAAGAAUCGGAGAAGACUGCCGCACUUUUACUCCUCGAGGAAGGUUUACAGGAAAUAAAGAGCAUUGCUAGUGAUGCUAAAAAACAUGUGAAAUCAGACAAACCUCAUGAUUAAACGGUCAAAUUUUUCAUCGC
Belonocnema kinseyi is the source of this 2497-nucleotide messenger RNA. It is a transcript of the gene Ufl1, whose product is annotated as E3 UFM1-protein ligase 1 homolog. NCBI's taxonomy places the organism in Eukaryota, Metazoa, Arthropoda, Insecta, Hymenoptera, Cynipidae. Gene Ontology annotation, cellular component: endoplasmic reticulum membrane. Gene Ontology annotation, molecular function: UFM1 ligase activity. Gene Ontology annotation, biological process: response to endoplasmic reticulum stress; regulation of proteasomal ubiquitin-dependent protein catabolic process; protein K69-linked ufmylation. The record is from RefSeq and is a predicted model, not a curated record. The transcript has 6 exons. Bases 189 to 2477 code for a protein of 762 amino acids.